This is a messenger RNA of Thamnophis sirtalis, 1082 nucleotides long. Lineage: Eukaryota; Metazoa; Chordata; Lepidosauria; Squamata; Natricidae. The record is from RefSeq and is a predicted model, not a curated record.
UUUGACCAGUCCCUAAGUGAAUUGUUGUAAGUCAAGGACUACCUGUAUAGGUUUGAUGGAGUGUCUAGUUCUUCAACAGUGUCUUCCUUCCCUUCUACAGAACCUGCUGGAGUCAUGUGGCCCCUCUUCUGGGUGGGCAUACGGACCUAUGCUCCUUACGUCACCUUCCCUGUCGCCUUUGUGGUCGGGGUGGUGGGCUACAAUCUUGAGUGGUUCAUCCGGGGCAAGCCCCCGCCGCAGACCCCCGAGGACGAGAAAAGCAUUUCGGAACGACGGGAGGACCGUAAGCUCCAAGAGAGCGUUGGGAAAGACUUGACCCAAGUGGUCAGCUUGAAGGACAAGCUGGAAUUUGCUCCCAAAGCUGUUCUCAACCGGAACCGGCCCGAGAAGAAUUAAGGAACCUGGUUAAGCAGAUUUCUGCAGCUGCUGGGAUCCCACAGGAGAUGAAGACGGACUUCACAAAUCUUGAUAUUUGUUGUUGACUUCAGAAUCUCCACUCUUCCAUAAAAGGUUCUUUAUCCUCUACUGGAAUAUCUUCCAUCGUCAUGGCAGAAUCCCAGUUAAUGGAGACCCAAAAGAUCAGUUCACAUCCAAGGUGGGAUUGGACUCUUAAGGGGAUUGUCGCAAAGUACGUAGAUCUCUUUUAAGGGAAGAUCUCUUCUUCAAAUAGCUCAGAGACUUUUUGACUCUGGACAAGUGAAUGAAAAACGGUUCCUGUGUCUGCUGGAAACCUCCGUUCAAGUGGGACACACUCGGCUGGCUGCCAGAGGCCACUGUGGACCGUAUUUGCACUGUCCCCUCUCAGGAAAUUGUGUAUUUCUUUCCCUGGGAAUUUCUGUUGGGGAGUUUGUGCUGGUUUUUUGUUUUGUUUUUAAGAAUACCAACCCACUGCUGAAAUUAAAAGAUUUAAAUCAGUCUCUGUGUUUGGGGAGCUGUGCGUUUUAUACGGGAGAUGGCCGGUGGGAGAGGAUAAAUCUAUCUGCAGGUUGUAUUAGCUGUGCCUUUUGCAUGCAAACUGCUUAAAAGAGUUUCAUUUGUGUCUUAGGGGGUUCAUUAAUAAAAAGGAACGAAGGAGAAUUUUA